Molecule: messenger RNA, 831 nt
Organism: Saccharomyces eubayanus
Lineage: Eukaryota; Fungi; Ascomycota; Saccharomycetes; Saccharomycetales; Saccharomycetaceae
Exons: 1
Coding region: 1-831 (276 amino acids)
Cellular component (GO): membrane
Source: RefSeq, a predicted model, not a curated record
AUGUUUUCUUCUGAAGAAAAGGAUACCUGCCAGUUGUUGGGACCUGUGUCUCUUUUGGUUCAAACAUUGAUGGGUAUAACAGCAGUGGCUGUGUUACUGGUUAAAAGAAACUAUGAGCAUCCAAGAAGGAAAAUGAUCGUGUGGAGUUAUGAUAUCGGAAAACAGAUUAUCGGUUCACUCGGAAUACAUUUUUUAAAUCUGGGUAUUAGCAUAUUGAAAAGAAGGCGGAAACUAUUUUUACUGGCCACCGGUAGUGAUGACGACGAAGACCAAUGCGACUGGUAUUUCCUGAAUUUGCUCUUAGAUACCACUCUCGGGAUCCCCAUUCUUUGGUUAUCCUUAUACACAAUUGAAAGAGUGCUAAAAUCUCUACAUUUUCAAAAUAUUGAAAGUGGUAAUUACUUCCCAUCUAAAAAGGUCAAGAAUCACCCUAGAACGCCUUUAUUUUCUGCAUUUGUGAAACAGCUGGUCAUUUUCAUUCUCGGGCUGGGCGUGAUGAAGCUAUGCGUGUUUUUCAUACUUAAUUACCUGGAGGAAUGGGCCUAUUGGUUUGCGGAUCUGAUCCUUGGCUGGUCAGAUUCAUGGCCAAACUUGCAGGUUUUUUUGGUGAUGUUUGUCUUCCCCAUUUUGCUGAAUUGCUUUCAGUACUUUUGCGUAGAUAACGUCAUCAAGUUACCUACAGAGAGUUUGACGCUAACUAAUGCGGAGAAUUUUGAAACAAACACAUUCCGCGAUGACGAAUUUCCCGAUCUAUCGGAAGACUGGACUUACACCAACACUGAAGCACCUAACAAAGGCAACAACGCUUCCAGCUAUGGCAGUAUAAUAUAG